Rasamsonia emersonii CBS 393.64 is the source of this 2127-nucleotide messenger RNA. RefSeq lists its product as uncharacterized. Bases 1 to 2127 code for a protein of 708 amino acids. NCBI's taxonomy places the organism in Eukaryota, Fungi, Ascomycota, Eurotiomycetes, Eurotiales, Trichocomaceae. The transcript is spliced from 3 exons. The record is from RefSeq and is a predicted model, not a curated record.
AUGUCGGGGUUGGAGCUGGCCCCGGCGAUUUUCCCCCUGGCUAUUCAGGGCUUCCAGGGCAUUUCCACUCUUUUCAAACGAUAUCGCCGGCUCUUGCCCCAACUGGAUGACGCCCAGCAGUGCUUGAAAAUGCAGCGCGCCAUCUUCGAAGGAGAAGUCGAGAUCCUGCUGUCCCACGUCGCGGACUCCUCUUACCUUGCGCAAGAGAUGCUGGGCGAUCCAUCACAUUCCUUGUGGAAUGAUGAUGCGAUGGACAAGCGCCUUCACGAAUUUUUAUGGGGAUCCACAGCGCUCUGCAUCGAGACAAUAGAGGAUAUACAAAGCAAGCUCCAGAGAAUUGAGGAGGCAUCCAAACGCUUCGACGUGGCAACUGAAGACAAGUGUUUUCCUCGACAGGAACUGGUCGAGCAAUUGAAGUCGCGCAUCCAGGACCUGCAAGCUCUCACUUCACAGGCAGAAAGAAGGUCCCGGCGGCAGGAGGUCUCACACCAGGCAGUUGCCAGAAGAGGAAAGCCGGAAUUUGGGAAAUUCCGCACCAUCCAACGAGCGGCCUGUGAUCUCCAUAAGGCCCUGGUGGCAGCGUGUAGCAAGCACAUUGUCCACAAUGUUCAGCUCUGCCUCCUGCCUAGAGUCACACGUGAAUUCACCCAGGUCCGGUUCACCGUGUCCUUUGGCGGCUCUCAGACGCAAGAAGCUCUCACAACAUCUCGUUCCCUAUGGCUGGCUAUUGAGUCUGUAAUCAAGGAUACUGUGACGCCCAUCGGAGAACACCCUGACGAUGUUCCAACAGGCAUUACCAUAUCUCUCAAACGACAGCAUUCUCCUGAUCAGCUAGAGAUUGCAAGAAAGCCAAGGAAACGUGUGCAAUUCGCACCACCCCCUUCACCGACCUGUCAACGCCUUACGUUGUGCGAGAGCAAUCGGUCGUCUCCAGACCUCGAGCUUCGGGGAAACCUCUGUAGCGUGCUGCAGCGGUACUUACGCCAGCAGAGACUGGCAUACAAUCCAUGUCUAGGAUUUCUGGAGGUCACGGCCGAUUUCAAACAUUUAAUAUAUAUUGAUUCUCCGAGCAGCGACGCCAACGCGUCGAUGUCUCUUGCGAGCUUGUUAGCCUCCUGGCACAAACGGAAUGUCAUUACCGGACUAUCUCAAUACGAAAGGGUCCAACUGGCCAAAUGUCUUGCCACUGCCGUUCUCUACUAUCGGGCUUCACCAUGGCUCAAGCAGUCCUGGCGCAGUGAAGACAUUUACUUUUGCCGUCUCGACAAGCAUGCAUCGCCGACAUUGUUAGCAAGCAUGUCACGUAUCUACAAGACACCUCUAUAUGUGAAUUCCUCCAUUAGAGGGCCAGAAUCGGAAGAGGAGGAGCGAUGCCAGACGUUGGAUUCUUCUUCUUCUCCAUCCGCCUCAUUUCAUCUCACACGAAACCCUAUCCUUUUCGGGCUCGGCACGAUGCUCCUGGAGUUGGCCUUUGAGGCCCCCUUCAAGAGUCUGCAGCGCCCGAUCGAUAUUCGCCAGGGAGGAAGAGAGGAGUUUGCGGAAUAUUUCACCGCGACAAGACUGAGCAAGUUGGUUAGCACCAAGAUGUGCAAGUCAUACAAAGACAUCGUCGAGCGAUGCUUGCAUUGUGAUUUUGGCUGUGGAGAUGACCUUAGUGACCCCACCCUUCAGGAGCGGUUUUAUAGUCAAGUGGUCUGCGAACUUGACCAGCUGGAGAAGAAGAGAGAGGAGGGAGUGAGGGAGAGGGAGAUAGCGUACUCAAAAAAAAAACCCCCUUCUUCUCGUUUGUCCCGUCUUGGAAAUGCACAAUCACUUCCAUACAGGAUCCCCGGGAUUUUAAACUACCCUCGAUCAAGGGUCGAUAGACCAUAUGAAAAAAAAAUCAGACGUCUUAAAAAAGUCAGACGUCUUAAAAUAUUACCUAUUUCUCAUUUUAUGACCACUAAUUAUGUAGUCUACAACCACAAUUUAUCAUCUAAGUACAGUACAGUACAUGAUGGACAAUCCGUCCACGUGAUAAACCAUUGGACUCCCCAUGUGACCUGCAAAAGGGAUGUCCAUCUACCUGGACCCCGAAGAUACAGACAACAUCGUACCAUGACAUGGACUGAAAAUAAAAAGCUAUAA